This is a messenger RNA of Aplysia californica (California sea hare), 3103 nucleotides long. RefSeq names its product 14-3-3 protein epsilon. Lineage: Eukaryota; Metazoa; Mollusca; Gastropoda; Aplysiida; Aplysiidae. Gene Ontology annotation, biological process: signal transduction. The record is from RefSeq and is a predicted model, not a curated record. The transcript is spliced from 5 exons. The coding region runs from base 131 to 910 and encodes 259 amino acids. Gene Ontology annotation, cellular component: cytoplasm.
CGCUGCACUAUUUAUACGCACUAUUUUUUUUACGUCUGAGGCGGGCGCGGCCAUUUUGCGUUGGCUAGAAGGAUUCUAAUUUUUAUCGCUUUCCAUCACACCUUCAAAGUUACCAUCUGCCUGUGAAAAAAUGGCAGCAGACAGAGAGGAUAGUGUUUAUCAAGCAAAGCUGGCUGAACAAGCCGAGCGAUAUGAUGAAAUGGUUGAGUCCAUGAAAAAAGUUGCCAAGCAGGGUACUGAGCUCACUGUUGAGGAGCGCAACCUUCUUUCUGUGGCUUACAAGAAUGUCAUUGGGGCUCGCAGAGCAUCAUGGCGGAUUGUGAGCAGUCUAGAACAAAAAGAUGAAGGAAAAGUUGCUGAGGAGAAACAGCAGAUCACAAAGGAUUACAGAAAGCAGAUUGAAAAAGAACUCAACGGUAUCUGCAAGGAUGUUUUGUCUGUGAUUGAUCACCACCUUGUUCCAAGUGCACAGACUGGGGAAUCAAAAGUCUUUUACUACAAAAUGAAGGGAGAUUACCACAGGUACUUAGCUGAGUUCGCUACAGGCAACGACAGGAAAGAAGCUGCUGAGAACAGUUUAGUGGCAUACAAAGCUGCGACAGACAUUGCUCUGACAGAUUUGCAACCCACACAUCCAAUCCGUCUGGGUCUGGCUCUCAACUACUCAGUAUUUUACUACGAGAUCCUCAAUUCCCCUGACCGCGCUUGCAGGCUGGCUAAAUCUGCUUUUGAUGAUGCCAUUGCAGAGCUGGACACAUUAAGUGAAGAGAGCUACAAGGAUUCAACUCUGAUAAUGCAGUUGCUGCGUGACAAUCUCACACUGUGGACCUCUGACAUGCAAGGAGAUAACGAAGGUGAACAACCGCAAGACCAAGUGCAAGAUCUUGAAGCAGGAGAGGAAGCAUCCUAAGGCUGUGUUGACUUAGCGUACUAUAAUUUGAUAUGAAUUAUUGUUUGUCAUUUUCUUACCAAAACUGCUACCAUAUGUGAAGAUCUUGGCUCCACCCCAGGUUUGUGACUGGGUGAAUUUUUUUUACAUUUUUUUUUCUCCCGUGGGUGGCCUGCGAAUGAAGUUUGUAUGGCCAUUUCCCUAUGUGGAUGACUUUUUGAAAGAGUAUGUGGUUGUUGCAGUGAUGAUUGUGGCAGUAGCAUUUGGCCCGAGAAUUAUCUGGCCUUUGGGAAAGUAGAAACAUGUCAUUGUGACUUGUCAUUCAUUGCCUCCAUUUUCCAUCUAUUCUUCCUCCCCACCCUCCUCCUAUAGUCUAUAAAUUUCAGCAAUAUUUUCAAUGUUUUCACAUUUGAUACUCUUGAGUUCGAAAUUAAACACCUGAAAAACCAAGUUUUAAAUCUUCAAGCUUGUUGUAGCUUGUACAUUCUAGAUUUUGUUUGGUCUUCUCAAAUUUAAAAUAUGAAGUGUAAUUUUAAACCUUUGUCUUGACAAGUGUGGUGUUCUUAUAGUCGUAAAAGGUUUGGUGCAGAAGAAAAAAAGUGAUGGCGAUAUUGUCGAAUGUGUGUGAAGUUUUGUUUGGUUACUUUUGUUUUUGUUAGCAGCCAGCUUCCUACCUGAGUUACUAAUUGUCGGAUUCAUCUUCAUGUACUUCAAACCUGUCAUUGCCAUACUCUUUGAGAAUGAUGCUUCUUUUCCUUUUCCAUCCCCUCUUGAAGCUAAGGUUACAAUUUUGUUCUGUAGGUACUUGUUUGCCUCCACUCACUAUGUCUCAUUGUUUCUUUGCAGCCCGUGUCCUGAUAUGAAUGAUACUGCAUGUGUGUAAAAAUGUUAUUGUCUGUACAGAUAGCUGUAUAAUAUAUGUAAAGAUGUGGUUUGACCACUUAGAACAAUUUUUUCAUUUCACCAAUGCACUUAUUGGCCCUUAUAUUUGAGGAUUUAAACAAAAAAGAAAACUUAAGUGACAAACUCGAACUUCAUGUUCCUGUGGAAGUGUUUACUGUGUAGGCCCUAAUUUCAUAGAUUAAAACCCCUUUUUUCCGCUGGGGUUUCUGGAAUCUGUUGAGAAGAUCAAAGGGAACAAGCAGGCUGAAUGCUUUCCUUGUUCACUGUCCAGGUGUGCCAAGAACGGAAGAAUGGAAUGAUCAAUGAGAUUUAAGUGAAUGGAAGACAAUGGGGUUCCUUUUUGUAUGAAAUACUUCUAAUCUUAUAAGCAGGACAGGUAUAAUGCAUAUUUGCUAACUUUUGUACUGUGACUGAUGCUGUGGAUUGUGUUUCGAGUACUUGCUGAGUGCUCAUAGCUUUGUGCACAAAGGAGGGAAGAUAGCAAAGAUUGCAUUGGACCAACGUGCGUCUUUCACUAAUGUCACUUUCCAUGUCAGCCGGCUUGGGCGUUUUACCAUAGUAAAUUAAUUAGGUGUUAUCAGUGUUUCUUUCGUUUAUCUUUCCCCAUUUAUAUAUCAAGUCUGUUAAUUUGAGAUAUGUAUCAUGGUAAAUAAAUACAUUACUCUUAAUUUAUAAUGACUUUAUAUAGUUGAACAUUUUUUUUACUUUUUUUUCUGGCUUUUAGUGAUUUAUGCGUACAAAUGAACAGUUUGCACUUGUAAUAGGUUUUGUCACUUAUGUUACGGGACUCUGAUCAUAUGUUCAAUCAAGUCUGCUGUGAUUUUCCCCCUCCCACACCCAUGACCUAUUCCCCAAGUAACACUUUGAAAACUCUCUGGCUUCUGUGUAACAGGUCAUUAACAUUCUUCCAGUUUUUCUCUGCUUCGUCUUAGUUGAAUAAAUGGGUUAUCUGGCCAGGAAAAUAUUUAGACUUUCAGCAUAAUCUCAUAGUUAAUCACUGAUUAAACAUAUCUUUGGCAUUCAGUGUGGACAAAUAUAUAUUACAUAUAUAUAUAUAUACAUGUGUAGCGAACUUUUUUCGUGUUGGGCCUCUUUGAGUUAAUUAGAUGUCCUGGAUCAGUUUGCUAUGAGGAGUGGGAUAUGUGGCACUUGGCUUCUUUUAAGUGUUGUGAUCACAUUUUACAUGUAGCCAUUGUGUCCGUAAUCUCUUCCCUAGUGCUCUAGAGCUACUUGCUUUAGGAGAAACCUGUGACAUUACACUGAUUGUCAUGCUUUUUAUCUUAAUUAAAUCUAUAUUCAAGUGCAAACUUC